CGCACAUACGGUUGUCACCCCGCGUCGACUUGCCUGUUACCAAUGGUUUCCCGCAGGCAGCUGGCUAGCUUGCCCCCACCUCAAACUUUGUAUUGCCUUUGCUCUUCUUGCUCUGCGUUAAACAUUGCCACUCUAUCUACUCAGAUAACCGCGAAUAGGAAACUGCUUGACUGAUAUCUGAACCUUGUCACUACUGUUUGCAUAGCUCCUUCAACGUCGUUGCCCCCAAGAUCAGGAAUGACAACAAGCAGCACGUCCACGCCAACUCGUCACUCGCCCCGCGCGAGCUGCUAAGCUUGACAAUCUUGCCCAGAAGAUUGAUCGCUGUUUGGUCCCAGAGCGCACUACCCACAGACUUUCAGGUCAGAUGCUUGCGUGAAUAUGGAAAACCAAUCAAGCGAUAGCAAGCCUGCUGAAAGCAGCUUGCCUGAUAGCCGUCGACAGCAGCCGCCUUCAAACAUCGACUUGGCACAGAUCCCCCCGCCGACUCCGACCUCUCGCUUCUCUGGAGGUAUCUACUCGCCAUUAUCCGAGGGAAUGGGUCAUACCUCUGCCGCCUCAGAUAUCUCCGGGGAUGCAGUCUUCCCCAUACGAUCUGUUAUCAGCGUCGACCCAUCCAAUCAAGCACCAGCGACUAUUGAUUCUAAUAAUGACCGAUUCCGACACUCGCGCCGUAAUACAAUCGCAUCAAGUGGAAUCACUGGAUCUACAGGUGCAGAGCUUCGCGAAACAGCUUCCGUAACUCCGAAAUCUACUCAGCGGGCACGUCAAGGCGGCGUCUCAAGAAUACAAGCUGAUGCUGAUCGUCAUGGAUCUGCAGCUCCUAUUGAGCUUGACAUUGGCGUUGAAGAUGAAAAGGACGCGGAAGAGGCGGAACCAACAUCAAAACCUGGAGUGUCAGGUGUUGGGCAGACUGAAAUAGCAUCGUCCACUGCUGAUGGUAUCACUGGGCACGUCGCUACUCGAUUUAAGCACGUGGAAACGGCCGAUGGCCAUUCGGUAAUUACCGGACGCGAUGGUACUCUGCAGCGAUGCGAAGAUGAACCGAUUCACACUCCUGGAGCUGUCCAAGCUUUUGGUGUCCUGCUGGCGAUGCAGGAGGAUACAGAUGGACGCUUUGCUGUCCGGUAUGUCAGCGAGAAUUCUGAGCGUCUACUUGGAUAUCGCCCGGCUCAACUGUUCAAUCUUGGAAAUUUUCUUGAUAUUUUAUCCGAGGAGCAACAGGACAACCUUCUCGACCAUAUCGACUUUAUUCGUGAUGAGGAUGCCGAUCCGGUUAGCAAUGGCCCUGAAAUCCUUAGCUUGUCUAUUAGACACCCCAGGGCGGUUAAGUCUGUGAAGCUUUGGUGUGCCAUUCAUAUUAAUCCGGUCCACCCGAACUUGAUUAUUUGCGAGUUCGAAUUGGACGAUGAUCAAGAGUUUCCACUACGCCCGCCGGAUGAAACGAUAUUAGAUGCCCCUGUGGACACACUCGACAGCAAUCCAACACGGGAGGAGAUCGAAGAGAGCACCGAAAUGCUUAGCAAGCCACUCCGGAUUUUACGAAGUGCUAGAAAACGACGCGGAGAACAAGGGGCAAUGCAAGUAUUUGAUAUUAUGUCGCAAGUCCAAGAACAACUGGCUACUGCGCAUAAUCUCGAGCGAUUUCUCAAAGUCCUGGUAGGCAUUGUCAAAGAACUAACAGGGUUCCAUCGCGUCAUGAUUUACCAGUUUGACUCAUCCUUUAAUGGUAAAGUCGUUACGGAGCUCGUAGAUACAGUCCAGACGAAAGACUUGUACAAGGGCCUGAACUUUCCGGCUUCCGAUAUCCCUGCACAAGCACGAGAGCUAUACAAGAUCAACAAGGUUCGUCUCUUGUAUGACCGGGAUCAGGAAACGGCUCGUAUUGUUUGCCGCACGAAGGAAGAUCUCGCCAUUCCACUAGACAUGACACACGCAUACCUGCGAGCAAUGUCACCUAUCCACCUGAAGUAUCUUGGUCAUAUGGGAGUACGAUCGUCCAUGUCCAUCUCUAUUGAUGCUUUCAAUGACCUUUGGGGCCUAAUCUCAUGCCACUCAUAUGGAGGGCAUGGAAUGCGAGUUUCCUUUCCGAUUCGGAAAAUGUGCAGAGUAGUUGGAGAGACUGCGUCGCGCAACAUUGAACGUCUUACGUACACAGCUAGACUGGAAGCUCGUAAGCUCAUCAAUACGUCGCCGACAGAUAAGAAUCCGUCGGGAUACAUUGUUGCUUCGUCAGACGAUCUUUUGACACUAUUUGAUGCCGACUUCGGUCUAUUGUCCAUCUCCGACGAAACUAAGAUUUUGGGUCGCAUGCAACACUCGCAAGAAGCACUUGCGCUUCUUGAAUACUUAAGAAUGCGGAAAUUUACUUCUGUAACUGCCUCCCAAGAUGUCAAAGUUGACUUUCGAGAUCUUCGGUAUGCCCCAGGAUUCCAAGGAAUUGCAGGAUUGCUUUAUGUGCCACUGAGCGUUACCGGUAAUGACUUCAUCGUCUUUUUCCGCAAAGGCCAAGUUGAAGAAGUGAGAUGGGCCGGCAAUCCGUACGAGAAACAGAUUCGCGAGGGUACUGCUUCUUAUUUGGAGCCUAGAUCAAGUUUCAAAUGUUGGAAAGAACUUGUGAUGGGCAAGUGCCGUGAUUGGAAAGAGGAACAGGUGGAGACCGCAGCAGUGCUGUGUAUUGUAUAUGGCAAGUUCAUUGAGAUCUGGCGACAAAAAGAAGCAGCGCUUGAAAACAGCAAGCUCACGAAGCUGCUAUUAGCAAACUCUGCUCAUGAAGUACGAACCCCUUUGAACGCCAUCAUUAAUUACCUAGAGAUUGCGUUAGAGGGGCAUUUGGAUGACGAGACACGUGAAAGCCUGUCCAAAUCCCACUCAGCCUCGAAGUCGCUGGUUUAUGUAAUCAACGAUCUCUUGGACUUGACCAAGGCAGAGGAGGGUCAAAAUCUUAUUACGGAUGAUGUGUUCCAACUCUCAAAGUGCAUUAAAGAAGCUACCGAACCGUUUCAUGACGACGCAAAGAGAAAGGGAAUUGCCUAUGAAGUUGUGAUCCACCCCGAUCUACCCGACCUUGUCAGUGGUGAUGGCAGACGUGUUAGGCAGGCCAUCUCCAAUGUCGCCGCUAAUGCAAUUGCUUAUACGGAGAGCGGCUUUGUCAAGAUUGAAGUCUCCCCAAUUGACAUCACGCCGGAAUAUGCAACAUUGGAAUUCGUCUUCACCGACAGUGGCAUUGGCAUGGAUUCGAACCAGAUCGACGGCUUAUUCAGAGAUCUAGAACAAGUGUCUGCUCCUAAUUCGGACGUCAACCUUGGAGAAUCGCAGACUCUUGGUCUCGGUCUUGCGCUGGUUGGGCGAGUUGUACGAACGAUGGACGGGCAGCUCAGGGUAAAGUCCGAGCGCGGCAACGGGUCCAGGUUUGUAAUACAGUUACCGUUCCAUCUACCUCAAAAGGAGCCUUCAACAUCCGCUGAAGCUUCCCAUGAAAGUCUUGCGCCGAUACGACCCUCAGUACCGCGACAGCAGCACUCUACAGGCGAAGUCAUGCUUGUUACCCGUAGCAGUGCAGAUGUUGUGCGUCCGGCUGUGCGAGACGCUAGCAUUGGCAGUGGGAGCAGACGAAGCGGUAGCCAAGGUAGCCAGGACAGCAAGCGAAGUGACGCAGAUCGUUUGAUUGACGCUAUUUCAACGCCACUAUCCCGCCGUGAAAGCCGCACAUUACGCAGAACGUCUCUGGACAAUGUGUCCCACGCAACAACAGGUGAAGUGCCAGCUGAAGAUAUACAGCCCGGUGAGGAGCCGCAAAAAGCGAAAACUGUGGACGAAGAGGACAAAUCAAGGCCCGCAGCAAACGUUCCAGGAACCACAAAACUUGUUCAAGAAUACCAGGGAACGACAUCGCCCGCAGUCAAAGAACCUAAGUUGGUCGAGCUACCAGCUGGUGCGAGGGUAAGCAUCGGAUCAGAGGCUGGCGCAAACAAUGUCAAGCCACUCAGAGUACUCAUCGCAGAAGAUGAUCCCGUCAACAUGAGGAUUCUGAAGACUAGGCUGGAGCGAGCCGGACAUCAAGUUUACGAGACAGUCAACGGCCAAGACUGCGCCUCGUUCUUCGAAUCAAACAGCAGUCAAGUAGACAUUGUCCUCAUGGACAUGCAGAUGCCUAUUGUCGAUGGUCUCACGAGUACAAAGCUCAUCCGUGAGCUGGAAGCCAAGCCGACUAUUAGUGGCUCACCGAUCUCUAAACAAUGCGGACGCGUACCCAUUUUUGCCGUAUCUGCUUCGCUCGAGGAAUCCAAAAUGACAGUCUAUACAACGGCAGGAUUUGACGGGUGGAUCUUGAAACCAGUCGACUUCAAGAGACUCAGUACGCUGAUGACAGGAGCUCAUCAGGAGGAAACACGCAAGGAAUCCGCGUACGUCCCAGGAAACUGGGAACGCGGAGGAUGGUUUUGUAGCAGUGAAAUAGUCCUGGAUCCCGAGGCUUGAAGUGUAUACAAGAAGAAAAGAACCACUGGUUGGUUUGAUGGGCAGUUGAGCGAGAUUAUUUUGGGUUUGCAUUUUCAGUUUUGGUCAUUACGAAGCAUCAGGAACUCGGCGUAUACGAAACGACUUUCAUGAUUUGAUUUUUGAUUUUUCUGUAUUGAUUUACUUGUUGGGAAUAUACGGCGCGUUGUGGCAAAACAAGGUUUAAAAUAUACGAAUUAGACCAGGGUGUAGAAAAAGAGCAGCGAGUGCAUAUAUGUGCUAUGAGAUACACUUGAUAGAUAUACAACAAGAACAUGCUUUGUGUUGGGCUAUCCACUCUCUCUCAACAAGGAUUUCCAGAAAAUAGUACUCAGAAGACACCAGGACUAAUACGCUUAUGUGUAUUUGGUUUGUAUUUGGUGACGUUAUGGGGACAAUCCGUCUAGGUAACGACGCUAUAUAGCACAUAUAUACUAAGAAAUACAUUUUGAUAGGUGAGAGGGCUGAUUAACCAAUACAGCACGUUCGCUUCCACGCGCUACGUCGCUUCUCUUCAUAAUUUUCUUCUCGAACAUUAUGCUGGCCGACAAUCGUCAAAAAGACCUGAUCCAGUGUUGUUGGGCUGACACUGAAGUGGCUGAUGCCGAGUUCUUGCUUGUGCUCCUCCAACAGAACAACAAGCUGUCCAAGGGCACUCUGAGUUUCUCUGGUAUUAUUCACAUCUGCAUCAUCCUCAGAUCCCAGACUCUUCUCAGAAACCUCGCGACCAGAGAGCGCGAGGAUAUCGGCUGCUCGCACGGAGAAUCGGGUUUGGCCGUGGUAGCUUUUGUCUUCAACAGUGGCUGAGGGAAGUUUUGCUUGAACCCAACGCAUGAUUCUUUCCAUCUCGGCAUCCGACGUUCGAGGUGCUGUGUUUGAUACAAGAUGGACGUGAAGAUCAUCACCAAAGCGUCGGCGGAGGUUAUCCGGCGUGCCAAGUGCGAGCAUUCGGCGUGCAAUAAUACCAGCUCGGCCGGCAAGAGCAUCAGCUUCCUCCAUACUAUGAGUCGUAAGAAGGAUGGAUCGUCCAGGUACUGUGGCCUCCAAAGUCUUCCACAUAAUUCGCUUAGAUGCUGCGUCGAGACCAGAGGAAGGCUCAUCCAGGAGCACGACAGCGGGAUUACCCAUGAGAGCAAUACCGAGACUGAGCUUUCUCUUGUUGCCACCAGACAGAGCAAAAGCCAUGCGAGUUUCAAAUGCUGUGAGACCAACAGCUUCCAUGAUUGCCGUGACAUUGUGUUGAAUGUCUGCAAUACCACGAAUCUUGGCAUAAAAUUCCAGGUGCUCACGAACUGUCAUUUGAUCCAUGGCAUCAAUCUGAGGGCAGACACCUAGAUUCUGGCGAGCGGCAGCAAUAUUUCUAAUAACAGAUUUAUCUUCAACAAAGAUGUCGCCGCCAUUGUGGCUAGGCUUCAGGUCUCCACGGAUGAGCGAGAUAGUUGUGGACUUUCCAGCGCCGUUGGGGCCUAGCAAUGCAAAGACUUCACCGCGUUUGAUGCCAAAGGUAACAUUAUCGACAGCUGUGUUCUUGCCGAAAGAUUUGGUCAGGUUCAUGACUCGGAGACCGUCAUGAGUUCCAGCGUCGCUGUUGACACGUGCCAAUUCGUUUGCAAUCUCCUCAUCAUUGUCGUUCUCUGUUGCAUUGUCGUGGUGACGUUCGAAAAGACUGCGGAUUGAUGACCCAGGGGAUCCACCAUCAAGCCAGAUGAGCAGGCCGAAGAGUAUAACAGCUUGGACAACAAGAUAAAGAAUAGGACCACCAUACGCCAGCAAGCCCCCAGGAUUGCUUGAUAACUCGUUGCCAUCACAAGCUGUAGAGAACAGGUUGGUUACCAGGAAGACAGCUCUCAUAGCAGAGCCUAUGGGAGCAACGGCAGAGAUAACGAAGUGGGCGAUGUGAAUGGCGGAAUCCAUCUUGCGAACAGAAACAUAUGUCAAAAUGCAGACGUAUGCAAUGAGAUAGAUGAGGAAGCAAACGCAUUGGCCAACGGCAGCCCAGGCAAAGGUAGCCAGCUGAGAUUUGGCAUAGAGGGAGAUGAUAUAAGACAGGAGCGUUGAAGUCAACCCGUAUAGGAAAAAGACGAUAAAGAUGUACUCGAUGUGAUACCAAAUGCCAGAAAGUCCACUCCAGAGGGCGGUAACGAUUGCCGAGCUCAGUAGCACAAUGAUAAAGUCAAAGAGCAGAUACGAAACCCACAAAGGGAACGGGUGAACGCCGUUGGAGUAUUGGAGGGCGCGGACAAAACGUCGUCGUUCGUUGCUAGGAUACAAGGCAAAGAAGGCAGGAUAGAUGGAGAGGGCGAGGCCAAUGUAGAUGGCAAGGUUCAAGGCGUCUCCAAUUCCAGGGUUGAAAGGAACAUCAAAUGAUGACCAGGUAGUGGCGAUGGAAGUGUUGGUGCGAAUAACAUCCAUGAAUUGCUGUGCGCUGAGAGAGCUGGUAAGAUAAAGGUUGCCGACCCAAGCAAAGGUUGGAUCCACGCCGUCACCUCCGAGCCAUAGGCCAGUUGUCACAUUCUUGCGAUUGUUUUUGAUAAAAUCAUCGAAUAAGGCAUAGCUGUCAACGAUUUUCAGGUUUUUGAGAGCAGCACCUGCGGCAAUACUACUAACGCCCUUGAUGCCGCCUAAGAUGGGCUUGAAAAGCUGCAGAAGGUUGUUCUGGGAGAUGGCAGAAGAGGGACCCGCAACGAACAUGAUGACCUUGUCUGAUUUAACCUGACUAAAGGCAUCUUGUGUGCUGGAUUGAGAAACUUGGUCGAGAGGCGAACAACCAGUCUGAGGCUUGCCCUUGACAUAGAGUGAAGUGAGUGCUGCAGCGAUGAUAGGCAAGAUGAACGCAACGAAAUACAGGAUCCAAUUUCGCUUGAGAAUGAUUAGACGCUUCGCAAAGAGGAUCCUUGCCUGUUUGAAAUAGCCAAUGCGUUGACCAUCCACGAGGGUUAUUCCCUGACGUUGAGAUGCGCUUCGUUGUGACUUCGCAUCGUCUGGCGUCUUUUCAGAUGCUCCGACAGCCUUUUCACUACCACGCAUGAUUUCUUCGUCCCUGAUUUCUUCCGCCAAUUGAAGGAACACAUCUUCAAUGGUAGGGCCAGAAAAUCGGUAAUCGUGGAUACCGACCGCUUCAAGCUCUUUGAUAACAUUUGCGGCCAACGCGGAGGCAGGUGCCGUGUAGGUGACCAUGUCAAAAGCAUCGACCUUUUUGACUUGAGGGACAGAAGGCAUAGUCUUUUGACCAGAGGAUUUGUACGCAUGGACACGGUAUCCACCACCAAGAGUAUCCUUGAGCUCAACCGAUGAACCGGCCGCACGCAGCGUACCCUUGGAAAGAAUGGCGAGAUGGUCUGCGAGAAGGUCGGCCUCGUCGAGGAAAUGGGUCGUGAGAAUCAAAGUACGCUUGCCACGCUCGGCGAGAAGGAUAUCCCAAAUCUUGCGACGAGAGAGUGGGUCGAGGCCGCUGCUAACUUCGUCAAUACAGCAGACGGCACUACCACCAGUCAACAUCAUGCCUAGUUGAAGCUUACGCUUCUGUCCACCAGAUAAAGUCUUUGAUAGAGCCUUUCGCUUGGUCCACAGGUCGAUAGCCUUGAUGAGAGCGUGUAUUUCCUCCGUAGUCGCUCUGGUAUUGGGGGACUUGAGGCGGUUGAAGAUGCGGAGAUGUUCUUCAACGUUCAAAUCGUCCCACAGCACAUUCUUUUGAGGGGCAAUGCCGAGACCACCAGUUCCAUCAAUGGUGAUAGAACCGCUUGUCAACUUAUGGAGGCCAGCAAUAGCAUCAAGAGUUGUACUCUUACCACUGCCGUUGGCUCCUAGGAGACAAAUGAUUUGCCCACGGCCAGCCUGGAAGCUUAGCUUAUCGACCGCAACUACCGGCUCUGAGGCCUGGCCAAAAGCAAAGAGUCUUGUGAAGAAACCAGGCUUAUAUACCUUUGUGAAAUUUUCAAGCACAACGGCAUUGUCACCCAUGGCCUGUUCUCCAGAUGAACCAGUUACCAGUUUGCGUCCUUUAGUGGAGGUUCCGUAAAAGCCGCGCUCGACAAAUGCACCAAUGAGGGGGUAAACGAUAAUUUGGAUAAUCAUCAGAAUCCAAAACACAAUACCUGUAAGCUGCCAAGACGAGCCUUUGGGGAUAGUGGUGAGGUUAGCGCCCAUAUCACGCUUUUCGAACCGGGCCAUGUGGAUGAUGAAGAAGACAUAGUUGCAAGGCGCAAAGAUGGCUGAUAAGAUGGCUACUGGAACAGUUCCAGGUCGGGUAAGUGCUUGAGCGAGAAUUCCCAGCAGAAGCGUUGAUAGGGUUGCGGUGAUACCACUGAGUUGGGCCUUUUUGAAGAAGGAAGCAAACAGAAUCGACAUGGACGCAAACGACGCGCCGGCGAGGAUCUGAUAAAUCAGAACAAUGGCGAUGCUAGUGUUGGGAAAGAGACCGUAGCGGAUAAUCAGAGAUCCAAUCACCCAUGCUGGAAGGUAGAUGAGAGAGAAGGAUAGGUGGUGGGAGAUGAAUCGUGCUGCUUGGCCGAGGAAGGCCCAUCGGACUGGCAUCAUGGCGUCAAUCAGCUGAGACAUGCCACUUUCCCUCUCUGAGGCAAUGAUUCCCGUCAAAUGGUACGUAAUCCAUAUAACGUUGGCGAUGAAUGCCACACCCAUAAAGUUAAUGACUGCAUUGUGGAAGAGCUCUCGAACCUUGGUGUCGCGCUCUUCACUGGUGAGACUAGUGAAUGGGUAUUCCUUGAUGUUAUCCAGCGCGGUCUUGCUACCGGGGUUUGCAUCUUGUCCAAUAAUAGCGUCAAUGGUGCGCUGGAUUGGCAGCAGAUAGACUUGUUCGACAUUGUCGUUUUUGUUGAUAUUGAUCGUAACAGCGCUGGUAUAAAAGGCGGCGUCGGUUCUAAUGGUGUAGUUCCAGAUUCCUCCUGGGCCUUCAUUUGGUGAAGAUCGCAUAACAACGGCACCAAAGCAACGCGUAACACCACGAAGAGUGCUUCGGCAUUCAAGAGGUAGGUUGGUUUCGUUACUUAGGUGCACAAUGUCCACGGCGGAGUUGGCAUCUUUAAUGGCGGUCUCAACUUCAUUAAGAACACGAUCAAUGUUUCCUCCGGUAAAUCCAUUGUUUAUUAGAACGAUCUUGUUGCGAUCUUGCCGUACGCCAAUACGCAAAGCGUCUCCGAUGCUCAUAACGGGAUAGGGCUGCGAUAUACCAUACUUGGCGGGAGGGGCGAAGAGAUUUUUGGCAAAGCUGAAAAAUGAGGCGAGGAUAAGAGGAACCAAGAAGGCCAUGAAUAUGCAGAGCGUCAAGUGACGGAAGAGCAUGGUGCGCAAGUUUUUGGACAUGAGCGUCCAGACCUGCCUGAAGAAGGCCAUGAUGGCGGGAGCGUUCUCGGGACGCGGGCCGAUAGCAGUAUGUUUAGUUUCGUAUGUUUGAAAUAUACUUGAUAGAGAGUAAUAUCCGGGCUACCCGAUGGUAAACAGAGUAAGGGCGAGAGCGGUGGUUGGAAGAAUGAGGCGUUCGUAGUAACGAAUGGUGAUGUCGAUGACAACCAGGGAUACUUUGUUGCAGAUUGGUUGUGAAUUGCACGGCGUGUAGGUUUAUAAAGGUAAAAAUAAAGCCCUAAACAUCAGGACCACAGAUGAAGCGAGAUAAACAUAAAAAUAAAGAAUAAUCAACAAAAAGAGCGCGGAGAGUUAAAGUUUAGAGGUGCAGAGUUGAAAGCACGCAGCCGCAACACAGCGCCGACAACGCGUGCAGGGGGGAUCUGGCGACGAACAACGUUUAAAAGAGGAAAAAAA
Molecule: messenger RNA, 10272 nt
Organism: [Torrubiella] hemipterigena
Lineage: Eukaryota; Fungi; Ascomycota; Sordariomycetes; Hypocreales; Clavicipitaceae
Source: the annotation of a GenBank genome assembly